CCGUUGAGAAGAAAAGUCAUGAUUUUUAGACUAGGAUAUUUUUUGUUCUCUUUUCAAAGGCUGUUUAAACAACUUAUUUUAAAUAAAAUAUCGGUGUAUUGUCUUAAACCAAUAAUUUGACCAUGAGGAAGAAAAAUCAAGUUCCAGCAAGAUCAGGUGAGAAGAAUGUUUUGGGGGCGGAUUCUGAUAUUGGGCGUGUAAGGAAAAGAAAGAUAAAUGUUGGAAAGGAUAAAAGUGCAGUGUUGCGCUCUGCAAACAAAAAUAAGUCUGAUUCUGCUGUUGAGGACAGUUCUCAAGAUGAGACAAAUGACUACACAGAUAAAAACAGUCAAGAAUCAAAGAAAGAUGCUGAAAAUACUCAAAAGGGUGUGAUAGGAAAUCUUAAAACUGAAGAUGAUUUCUCUGAUGAUGACAUAGAUGAAUUGAACGAAGUAGUUACUAGUGAUUCAGAUUCUCUUGAUCAUGAAAUGGAAAAUGACAUUGAAAAACAACGAAAACACAAAAGAACAAAGAUUUUUAGCAAAAGGGGCAUGAGAGAACCAACUUGCAACUACUGUAACAGCCUUUUUAGCUCAAAAGCAGAAUUGAAAACUCAUACCCUCACUGAGCACAAAGACAGAAAGAUGUACAAGUGUUUGUACUGUCCAAAAGAAUAUAGAGGUUCUUGCUCUCGAGGCAAACAUAUCAUGACGGUGCAUUUUAAAGAAUAUCGCUUUCAGUGUCAUGUUUGUGGAGAGAGGUUUCUAAACGAAUCGCGCUUAAAACAGCAUAUUUAUUGUUACCAUACCAGUGUUAAAGACAAGAAGCAGUUUCCAUGUAGGAUAUGUGGAAAAGUCUUCUAUUCCAAGGCCCACAACAAAAUGCAUGAAUAUUUGCAUGUCGGUGAAAAGAAAGUACCAUGCACUGUUGAGGGAUGUGGAAAAUUGUUUAGGACGAAGAAUCAGUUGCAGAAGCACUUGCCUGUGCACAGUGAUGUAAAGCCGUUCAUCUGUCAGGAUUGUGGCAAGGCAUUUAGGAAGAAACAUGGACUUCACAAUCACUCGCUGUCACACAAAGGCAUAAAGUUUCAAUGCUUGGAGUGCCAAAAGGUGUUUAGUACAAAAGGAAAUCUCAGGGUUCACAUGAAAGUGCACGAGGGUGUACAGUUCACGUGUGAAGUCUGUAGCAAAACGUUCAACUUUAAGUCCAACUACAAUUUCCAUAUGAAGCAGCAUUUUGGAAAAGAGGAGGGAACACCGGACGAAAAAAGUGGCAGAAAACUGGAGAAGAAAAUGAAGGAGGCUGGAACCAAAAGAACUAAGACAAAAUAUACGCAAUUCAGCAGCACGUCCUUGGAGAUGGAAAGUAAAAUGAUGUGUAAUGAAUCAGAUACAGAGAUUCAGAAUCAAAAUGUAGGUAAGAUAACUCCUCCAAGUGAUGACGUGAAGGAACACACACAAGAGGAAGCUGAAGACAUAAGUGCGUCUUCGACAGAUGUGUCAACACAGGUCAGAAAUUACAACAAAGGCAUCAUUGGUAGAAGCACUUUUGCAGAAGUUUCUGGAACCAAAAAAUAUAUUGUUUUAAAUACAAAUGAGAUGGCAACAAGAUUAAUUUGUAAGAUGGCACACAAUGAUUACGAGUCCUCCAAUGAGAAAUCUCCCUUGCAGCCAUCAACCCAAGAUGAUACUGCUAACACCUGCGCAAAUGACUCAAAAAAUGCACAUGAGAUCAGUCCUACAAGUAAAGGCAUGGAUCUGGAAACUGCAGCAUAUAACUCAGAGCUGAAGGAUGAGCCUGUGGAACAGGAAGUUGAGGGUGUAACCAUACAACCUGAGGAGUUCUUGAUCAACUGCAAAAGACCAGUGGCAGUCCUUGAAAAGGCAAAUGAAGCUCUGGACAAGACAAAUGACCUGACAGAAGAAGAUAUUGAGAAGAUUGUAUAUCAAGCACAUAAAUGAUGCCAGGGAUGCUAUCAUUCAGGUCAUGUGGAAAGGACUAGUUGAAAACCGUAUAUUGCUAUUUUUUCUAAGAUAGAAUUUUAGACUGCAACAAUAGCCGCAGUAUUUAGGUAACCAUGAAUUAAAGUAUCUUUAAUGAUGGCAAUGGCGCAGUUAGCUACUGUGUUUCUUAGAUUUCAGUAUCAUUCAGCAUGUGAGGGAACUGACCAUCAGGGCAAUCAGGAACAAGCUUGUAAUUAAUUGUAUUAUAUUGUGUUUGUAAACUGCUAAAUAAGACAAAAAAUAUCAACUUGUCACAAACAAAUUACCUGAAUUUGAAACAUUUAUUUGCAUGCAAAAUAAGUUUUCUUGAAAAUGUGUGCAUAUCUUAACAUGACAUUUAACUUAUUUAAUGACAAGCCACAGUCCUGUAUUGUUCAACACUUUGAUUAUUGUUAUCUAAUUCUUAGAACUUCAGCUUGAAACAUUCUUUGCUUUUAAGGUUUACAACCAAGAAAUUGUUAUUUGAAUCAACAAUGCUUUAAUCAAUUUGUUAUUUACAGUUAAUUAUUAUAUUGAACAAUACAACCUAGUGACAAAAUCA
Dreissena polymorpha is the source of this 2523-nucleotide messenger RNA. RefSeq names its product oocyte zinc finger protein XlCOF6-like. The record is from RefSeq and is a predicted model, not a curated record. Bases 123 to 1940 code for a protein of 605 amino acids. The transcript is spliced from 4 exons. NCBI's taxonomy places the organism in Eukaryota, Metazoa, Mollusca, Bivalvia, Myida, Dreissenidae.